Molecule: messenger RNA, 1998 nt
Organism: Plasmodium berghei ANKA
Lineage: Eukaryota; Apicomplexa; Aconoidasida; Haemosporida; Plasmodiidae
Product: conserved protein, unknown function
Exons: 1
Coding region: 1-1998 (665 amino acids)
Source: RefSeq, a predicted model, not a curated record
AUGGCAACAAACAGUGAAGAAGCAUGUGCCAUUGGGAAUGAGGAAUUGAAAAAAAUAUAUUAUGAAAAUUUUAUUGAUGAGCUUAAUGAUGAAGAACUAAUGUACAAAAAAACUGUCGAAGAUUUGUUUUAUAUAUAUAAAUCAUUUGGUUUUAUUUAUUCGAUAAUUAAAAAGGCAAAUUUAUUAUUAAAUAAGGAAAGUUUUGAUAUGUUUUUAAAAUCAUUAGUAAGUUUUAUUGAUGAACUUUUUAUUAUUAAUCCAAAUAUUUUUGAUCAAGAUUUUAAUAACUUAAAUAUAAAUUACAUAAAUAAAGAAGAUAAUAGUUUUCAAAAUAAAAAAAAAAGAAAAGUAGAUUCUGAAUAUAUAUAUAAAGUAGACAAUGUAAAUGAUAAGCAAACUGGAAAUAAUGUUGACAAUUCUGCUUUCCCAAAUAAUAUAGAGAAUAAUAAUUUUAUGACUUUAAUCUCAAAAAGAUAUAUUGAAGAACUACUUAAAGAUAUAAGUAAUAUAAAUCAAGAAUUUAGUUCAACAAAAUGCGACGAUUUUUUAUUUAUUAUAAAUAAUAUCCUUAAAAUGAAAAACAAUAUAAUAGUAGACUAUGCUAAAAAUAGAAUAGAUAAAAUAAAAAAUACUUUAAGUAUAGGGAAACAUAUAUUUAGUCAAGAAGAAUAUAUAGAUAUUAGUAAUAAUACUAAUGGAAGUGAUGAAAAAAGUGUACGUAUUUAUGAUUAUAUUGAUGAAAUGAUAAAAAAAUUAGAACAAAUUGAACCUACUAUUACAUCUAUAAUAUUUAAACAAAAUUUUUGGUACAAACAAAUUAUGAACAAAUCAGAAUAUGACAGUUUAAAUUCAGUUUUAAAUUUAGAUAUUGAUGCACCAAAUGAAAAAACUGAAGAAACAUAUGAUGAAGUAAUAAAUUUAUUAGGAAACAAAAUGACUAAUAAUAAAGAUAUUUUGGGUGCUAAAAAUAAACUAGAAAGAAUUAAAAUAAGUUAUGAUGCCGAAAUACAAAGAAAACAACAACAGGAAAUGGAAAUGCUUAAAAAAUUAGAAGACAAAAGAAAAGCAGUACAAUUUAUUAUUGAUAGAUAUGAUGAAUAUACUUGGUUUGAUAAAAAUUCUCCUAAAAAACAUUCAUUUUAUAUCUUGGGUAUUAAUCCAAGAAAUAUAACAGAAGAUCAAUUAAAAUAUUUUGGUAAAAGAUUAAAACACAUUUUGCAUCCAGAUAAAGAACCAAAUCCUGAAUGGAAACAGAAAGCUGAAUCAGCAUUUAAAGAAGCAUCAUUAGCUAUAUUAGGUUGCCAAAAAGAAUUUAAAACAAAAAUAUUAAAAACGCUUGAACCCGGUCCGUCUGCUCCAUAUCUGUCUCUCAUUGGCAUCGAAAAUAAUUCUCAAACUCCUGAAAAUCAAAAAAUUUUUCAGCAAAAUUCGCCACCUUCUUCUAAUACAACCCUUCCUCAAUAUUAUCCUACGCAUGCAUAUUAUCCUAAAUUUGAUUUAAAAUGUGUAGAUCAGAAAAUUGGAACUAUUCUUAUUGAUAUCAAAUGCCCAGUUCAAUUAGGGGUCAUAAAAAAAGUAAUAGUAUAUGCCCAUAGACCAAUAUAUGGAGCUGAACCUAUCAGUUUAAUUCCAGAAGAUAUUUAUAUAUCAUGUAAAAAUGAAAUAGAUGUAAAUAUAAAAAAUUUGAAUCAAAACAUCGAAGCCAAAAUUGAUUAUGUUCAACCUUUAGAAAUCGCUACAUCUACAAAAUAUUAUAUUGGGAUACAAUUAAUAGCAGAAAGAGGAACUACAAUGAUAAACUGGAAUUCAAUAAAUAUAACAUUACAUAAGUUUAGUAACAAAAAUAUUAUCAAGAAACUUUUACUAUCAUUUAAAAAUGCUUCAUUUAUUAAUCAACCUCAAUUAAAUACUAUACUUUCAAAUGAAAACAAAGAUGAUAUGAUCACAUUUUUGAAUGAAUGUAUUGCCAAAGCAAAAUCGUGGGCUCAAACAGUUUAA